Pteronotus mesoamericanus is the source of this 6901-nucleotide messenger RNA. RefSeq names its product RNA binding fox-1 homolog 2 (gene RBFOX2). The transcript is spliced from 14 exons. The coding region runs from base 279 to 1466 and encodes 395 amino acids. Gene Ontology annotation, biological process: nervous system development; regulation of alternative mRNA splicing, via spliceosome. Gene Ontology annotation, cellular component: cytoplasm; nucleus. NCBI's taxonomy places the organism in Eukaryota, Metazoa, Chordata, Mammalia, Chiroptera, Mormoopidae. The record is from RefSeq and is a predicted model, not a curated record. Gene Ontology annotation, molecular function: mRNA binding.
UGCCUUAGGCAUUCAGGGGUGGGGCUUCCUUCAGCCAUCUGCCUGAGAUAUGGGAGGGAGCUGGAGAAAGAAGGAGGGGGAGAGACUACCAGAGAGGAAGAGAAAAGAAAGGAAGAAACACUAGAAAGAAAAAGGAAGGAAGAGAGGAUAAAGGGAGAUCAAUUACCUACCCUUAAUAAGCUAGACUGGGGGGGAGGGGGGUGGAAAAGAAAGCAGUGGAAGGUGUGCCCCAGCACGACUGCUCUGAGGCAUUCAUCAUCUAUUAUUCCGGUUGGUUUAUGGAGAAAAAGAAAAUGGUAACUCAGGGUAACCAGGAGCCAACAACAACUCCUGACGCAAUGGUUCAGCCUUUUACUACCAUCCCAUUUCCACCACCUCCACAGAACGGAAUUCCCACAGAAUAUGGAGUGCCACACACUCAGGACUAUGCCGGCCAGACCAGUGAGCAUAACCUGACACUCUAUGGAAGUACGCAAGCCCACGGGGAACAGAGCAGCAACUCACCCAGCACGCAAAACGGAUCUCUUACGCAGACAGAAGGAGGAGCACAGACAGACGGCCAGCAGUCACAGACGCAAAGUAGUGAAAAUUCAGAGAGUAAAUCUACCCCUAAACGGCUCCAUGUCUCUAAUAUUCCUUUUCGCUUCCGGGACCCUGACCUCCGGCAGAUGUUUGGGCAGUUUGGCAAAAUCCUAGAUGUAGAAAUAAUCUUUAAUGAACGUGGUUCUAAGGGAUUCGGGUUCGUAACUUUCGAGAAUAGUGCUGAUGCAGACAGGGCCAGGGAGAAAUUACACGGCACCGUGGUAGAGGGCCGUAAAAUCGAGGUGAAUAAUGCUACAGCACGUGUAAUGACCAAUAAGAAGAUGGUCACACCGUAUGCAAAUGGUUGGAAAUUAAGCCCAGUAGUUGGAGCAGUUUAUGGGCCUGAGUUAUAUGCAGCCUCCAGCUUUCAAGCAGAUGUGUCCCUAGGCAAUGAUGCAGCAGUGCCCCUGUCAGGGAGAGGGGGUAUCAACACUUACAUUCCUUUAAUCAGUCUCCCUUUAGUUCCUGGCUUUCCUUACCCGACUGCAGCCACCACGGCGGCCGCUUUCAGAGGAGCCCACCUGAGGGGCAGGGGGCGGACGGUAUAUGGUGCAGUCCGAGCGGUACCUCCAACAGCCAUUCCCGCCUAUCCAGGUGUGGUUUACCAGGACGGAUUUUACGGUGCUGACCUCUAUAUAGAAUCUGCAAACUGCUUCAGAUCAAACAGGGCGGAUACGCAGCCUACAGAUAUGCACAGCCUGCUACUGCAACCGCAGCCACAGCUGCUGCGGCCGCUGCAGCCGCUUACAGCGACGGUUAUGGCAGGGUGUACACAGCCGACCCCUACCAUGCCCUGGCCCCUGCCGCUAGCUAUGGAGUUGGCGCUGUGGCGAGUUUAUACCGAGGUGGCUACAGCCGAUUUGCCCCCUACUGAAGUGACGUGAGACCCCUGCAAAUGGGACAGCCCCCCAGUUCAUGAGGCCUGGCUAUUGCAAUAUUUACUAGUAGAGGAACUCUAUAGCAAGAUGAAGAGGAAAAACAAACAAACAAAACAAAACAAAAAAAAACACAAAAAAAGAGAGAAUACUUUUUUAUACCUCACUAUGUUCUUCGAAUAUGUAUUUUUCCUUUAAAUUUCUGCCUUUAAUUCUUUUGUUCCAAAGAUUGUGCAUUUUUUCUUUUUUUUUCUUUUUUUUUAACUGUGGUAAAAAAAAAAAAAAUGCAUUUCCAUGUCUGUAUGUCCGUGCUUAGCUUAUUCUGUCAAUCACGGAAGAGGCAGUUAAUGAUGGAGGAGAGACAGUAGGAGCUGAGGAAUGCAUCUGAUCAGAAAUCAGCAGACAGAAUUACCAAAGUGCGUCUGGUGCUGAACGGAUGGGGGACACGCAGAAGUGGAAGAGAUCUUUCCGCAGCAGUCUUCUGAGUUUCUCCUAGUCUUCUGAGUUUCUGGUCUUUGGCAGGCGAUUCUGAUUGGCUGUGGCUGGAAUCCACAAGCUGAUAGAUGAUAGGAAUUUGUGCUUGCAAAGCAGGAGAAUUAAAAAGACACUUUCCUCUCCUCUUCCCUCCUGUCUUCGCCAUUCUUUUUACAAUCAUCUUAAACGCACAGCCUGAGAGAGUUGGCAUAGUUUUUGGAAUUAGAGUGUUAGUAUUUCCAAACAUGCUCUCAGACUGUGGAUAAUAAACACCUCAUUAGGAAACCAAUCUCAGAAUGAACUCUGGAGUAUGAAAAAGAUUCUUUUCUUUCUUGCCAUCCUAGCAUUCCUGCCGGGCUUCUUCCCUCUUAAUUGAACCACAGCUUAGCCCAUCUAUCCUUUUAUUAACACCCUGCUCCUAUGUCCUCAAGAUUCAGGAAUGUAGGACCCAGGGACAGAAGAAUAAAUAAAGAGCCAGUGGCCAGAUUCUUCCUGCGCAUGGCAAGAGGAUGAAGGGCGAGUUGUCAAGAGCCAGCGCAGAGGGUAAAGAAAAGCAAAAGGACAUUAGGCACUGAUAUUCCCGCUCUUUCUCUUCCAUCAGAAAGUCAGUACAAAGCAUAAGACAUAUAAUAAAGACUCUUGGCACAAGAUAAAGCACCGAGCCCUAGUCAGCUGUCCUGGGACGCUUGGUGACCGGGCAUGUGGGGGCAGGCAGAGGCACUUUGUACUAGCUCCAAAGCCAUAAGAAUUCUCCUCGUCCCGGGCCCUUGUAAGUCACUUCUCUCUCCAGUCUUGAGCCCUCGUGGCCAUCCCGCCCAGCUUCUCGUUUCCUCCAAAGACCCCCACUGAGCUCCGGGACCACUCGGUACACGCGAACACUACAGGACACGAAGUGCGAAGCCUGAGGUCACGCUCCUCCCAGACUGGAAGGAGGGGCUGAGGGGGCCAUGGCAGCAAGCCACUGCUCUUGCUACCUGGCUUCAACGUCGUGUAUUAUCGAGGUAGGGGAGAAGGCGUUCUCUUCUGGCUCUUAGCUGUUAAUGAUAAAGGCAAGGGUCCUGCAGCAUUUCCAAAGUGAAGGCAUUAGAAGAUAAAAGCACGGUCUGUUGGGCUCCCUGGUCUGUUCACCCGGGUACUAGGGUGACCCAAGGGAGAGCUGAUCAGGGGAGUAAUUCAGAGACAUGGACCUUCUGGUUUGUUAUAGGUUUGGUUUGGGUUUGUUUUUUCACUCCUGCCUCCACACAUUCUUGACUGAUUUCUGAUUCAUGCCCCUGAAUUAAAAUGACACGUAUGACAGCAUCAAGCAUUCUUUAUCAGCACAGUAAUAUACCUGGGAGGGACUGGCGUGUCAGGUACCAUACGCAGGCCUCCCCCUUCGGAAUCCUCUCUCUCCCCCUAACGGGGGAGAGGCUGGCCCUGAAGCUAGAGGAGGGAGCAAGGACACCGGAGGCCCCGAUGCAGUUCUCAUUGAUUCUGGGGAGGAAUGCGUAGAAUGGGGGGCACCACUGCCCAGUCCACUGGCCACUUUGUAAGGGUUCCCUUCCCCAAGCCAAAGUUCGGUUUGUUGCUGUUUAGACAAUUUUUGUUGUAUGUAUGUAAGUAUUUUAGUUUGGGGGGCGGAUGGGAAGUGAGGCUUUCCCAGUUCUACAGAAAGGGGGCAGGGAGGAAUUUUCUUUUUCUUUUUUUUCUUUUUUCUUUUUUUACUUUUGAGGGAGAGCUUUUGCUGAUUAAAGAAACUGACAGGAAUCUUGUCAUGUUCAAAGAGGGGUCAUUCUCACAAAAUGGCAAGACACUCCUGGGUGGAGACAAGGCCACCUUCUAAGCAGUUGUACCCGCAGCAGGGAGCAGAGUAAGGCAGUGAGUUUGAGAGUUUUCCCUUCUUUUCUCCAGAAGGCAGGAAGGGUGAUGGGAAGGGGAGAGAGGGCAGCUUCCACACCCCUCUAAAAGAGGUAGAAGCUUCAGCUUGAGGCACCUUUUGUGCAUUUCAGUUCAGCUGGUUCUGGCUGAGGGUCCGAGGGCAAACUUCGUGGUUCCCGGUGGGCUGGUGCCGUACUCCCAGGGUGCUGGCAGCACUGCUUCCGCCAGCUCCCUUUCCCAAGAAGGACGAAACAGUUCCGCUUUUCCCCAGAGGGCCUUUGGUGUCCAGUGUUAGCACUGAGAACUGGGACUCUCGGGAAGCACCUAGAUUUGGCGGUAUUGACCUCCCAUCCACCUUGAAUUUAGAGUCUCCAUCAGAGGCAGGUUCCUCAGAGCAUCAGUGCUUGUAGAUUCCUGACUCAAAUUCCCAUUGGACUAAGCAACAGAGUCAGAAGAGAGUGUGGCAUCUUGUGAGUUCGUUAGAGGGUGCUAGUUGAGAAUUCCAAAAAACUGAUGCUGGAUCACAGUACGGGCAUGAUUUCAAUACCUUUACUGUAGUUCAUGACGUGAACUUCCUAUACUAAGCAUCUUACUCUUAGAAGCUGGGCUCCUUUAAGGAGACUUCUAGUGGACAUCUUUGUCUGAAUAUGCUUUCAGUCCAGAUAGCUGCCCUUCAGUCUUUCCCAGAAUCCAUUGUGUUACAUAGCUCAGCUCCAGUGAACCCGGAUCAGCCACGGUGAUAUCUCAUUCUUAAGGCUCUCAGGUUUUACAGAACCUACCGUCACCGUCACCAUCACCCUUCAGCAGCCACAGUUGGAAGUGAGCCGCUCUUAUUUUUCCUUGAAAAAGAAGGGGACUGGGGCUCAACUCUUAGUUUAAGGGGAGCUAGUGGAGACCUCUUUCUUAGAAAUCAGUGAUAGCAGCUUUUGCUCAAAAGUGUGACUCCUCAGGGGCUGAACUGCUCUUAGUUAGGUUAUACUUUCCUAGAGAAACAGCAGAUAAGUCAGUGAAUCCCCGUCACCCUGUGACUUGUCACGUAGUUUCCAGCUGGGAGGGAGGUGGAGACAUGGGAUGGAAGCAUCCCCAGGGAUCUACGGGAGAAGGGCUGGGUCCCGCCCCUCUUCUCCAGCAGGAGACCGAGGACACACACGAGUGACAGCCUGGAAGGCACUAGGCCUGGAAGGAGGGAAAGGGGAUAGUGAACCCUCCCCUUUUCCUGAGUCCAGUUGCUUCUCUGCUGCUUGCAACCCUCUAGCACAGUAACAUUUGCAGAAUUGCAGAUUCCCCCACUCCCACCCCCCACCCCCCACCAGGUAAUAGGAGGAAAGGGACUUCGGGGGGGUGGGGAAGGGUUAGUGGUGUUUUAAAAGCAUAAGUUACCUGUUUGCACUGUUUUAAGAUAGGAAAAAAAAUAGUGGGCAAAGUGAACAUCACACAUAAAUUUGUGUUUUUAUUUUGUCAUGCUCUUGAAAAUGUUUGACCAUUUAUAGUAUAUACCCACCCGUGAGACUUGAUUCUCUGUUGCAUAAAACGCUUUUUUGUUUUUGAAAUGUUACUGUCCAAAAGCCUCUUCCCUCCCUUUCCCCUUCCCUCUGUACUUCCUUCGUACUCGCUUUACCGAUCAACCAGGCAAUAGCCAUCCGAGAGCUAGAGCGUGAAGCAGGGCCCUCUCCAAGUCGGCUCUGGGUGCCCUAAGCCGGCGCAUGCCCUCUGGCUUAGUGAGCGUGGUGGAGCCCCUGGCACCUGUCUUACAGAAAAUGAGGCCUGCAGACCAGACUACAGCGGGUUCUUAAAUCCCUGAACCCCGCGAGGAGCCGAGGGGCGGAGGAGUCCUGGAGUAUCGCAGUUGGCUGUAGUAGCUGAGUUCUCAUCCACGUUGCCGGCACUGUAGCCAGUUACAGUUUACUCAGGAAAACGGUCGAUCACUUCAGCCAUGGUAGUGCUGGUUGGCAGGGAUUGGUAACCGAGAGAACUGUUCGUCAGCCAACACUCAAACCUUGCCUUUAAGGAGACCGCCAGCGGGGGAUGCGGCCCUCUGGCUGGCGGCCACGUGCGUGCCGGUGUUGUGAGGGCUCAGCUCACACUGGCAGGCAGAAAGGGAACGUUGGUUCUCUUUUCUCUGCCCACCCCCUGCCCCCGUUACUGACACCAGAUUCCCAGGGGGCCAUGAGUUUUUGAAUUUUUAAAAAAUGCUUUUUGGUUUGGUUUUUUUCUGGGGACUAAGUGCUUCAAGCAAUGUCUCGACCCUGUCAAGACUCCGAGCUUAGUCAUUUUCUUGUACUUUUCUGUUCACAGUAUUUGUGUGUGCGUGUGCUUGUUUUGGCAGCUCAUUUUGGCUGUAUUAUAUAUCGAGUGAUGAAUUGAUCCUCUUUUUCCCCUAAGGGAUAUGAAUUGUUUUUCUUGUGUUAUAACUCUGCUUGUGAAAAGCUGGAGCAGACCUGGGGCUGACACACAUAAGCUAGGCCUGCGGAGUGCUGAGAGCCGGGGCUGCCCUGUCCCCGACGGGGCGGCCCGCCUGCAUCUCGGCGCUCUUCAGUCCGAGUCUUUGCAAGGCUAAAAAUGCCACAGAACCUCUCCUCCUCUCCCCACCCCCGUGGCAGGGACUGAACCAUCCCUACGUGUGACAUGCAGUUUCUCCGGCCCCUCCCAUUGCCAUGGCAAAAACAGGUACCUUCGGGGCAUGGGGGCAUCACAUGGGAUGCUUGUAUAAUUGACCACCUCGCCUUCUCUCCCCCUUGCCCCCCAGAAUCACUUUCUAGGACACCCGAGCUGCUUGCCCAGGGUCCUGUUUCCCUGCCAACUCCAGAGAAGCACCCCAGGGCCUUGCAACAGUCUCUGAUCCCCACCCCUUCUCGUUAAGAAUCAUAUUGUAUAGUAGCUUUCAGACCAUACAGUAUUCAUUGGGUUACUCCUAUUAUUAUCAAGUAGCUGGAAUUGUGAAGGUCGGAGUAGUUAGAUCUUUAGCUUUUAUUCCUUAUUUUUUUUUGUAUUACUAUCCAUGUGUAUAAAUUAUUGAUCAUGUUGCUGGCUUUUAUAAACUCUAAGCAAAGGAGGAGCUCCGCCUCUGCCUUUGCCAAUGGUAAUGAAGCACUGUUUUUAAAUAAAAGAGAGAA